AUUGAUCUCAGUCCAGUCUCUCGAGCACCUAUCGAGUGUAAACCAGAACGAGCCGACUCACUGCUUCCUUGUCGGAGAAGAACUACCCUGUGACUUCAACAAGACCUUGCGCCGCGAACCUCCCGUCCCCCCAAGCCCCGCGGAACCGCCUUCGCGUCCGAUCAGUUCGAAGCGGCUCUCGAACGAGGGUACUCAACGUUGUUAAGAGCAGAAAGAACUUAGGACACGUACAAACACAUGGUUGUAUGUUUCCUGCAGCAUCAAUGUGUCCAGCUUUGUCUGUCGAAGCUGGUCACUCUGGCAGACCUGCGUCACCUACAGUGAUGGAAAGAUCGUGACCUGUUGCGACAAGAUGUCCCAAGGAAUGCACAAAAGGCCUCAAGAGAUACAUCAAAUAUCCAAGGCCAAGCAGCAUACAGGAAAGAUCAUUGCGCAAUUAGACGAGCGAAUACACCACCUCCAGGAAUAUAUCGUUCCCAGACAACCAUACCUUCUUUCGGUUCCUUCGGACGUUCCAUAUCGACAUAGUUCGCGAUUCACAAACACCUGGUAUGAGGGCACACCUUUUAAUCGACACGAAGAGCAACUUCAAUACCUGAGUUUUCUUACUCAUCAGGGUGAUCACGAGACACUCUUGAAAGUGGAGGGUGGAUGGGCAGACGAGCAGGGAAAUCCCAUUGAAGAAGAACUCUCCCCCCGGACAGUACCCGCCAGUGGUCACAAUACUCCUGCAGGAUCGGGACAUCGAAAAAAAAUCAGUCUGAAGGACUAUAAGACUAAGAGCAAGAGUCCUCCUACCACGCAUCUUCGACCGCAAUUGUUGGCGGUAGAGAACAGAGUGAAACACGCAGGAAUAAGUUCAGUGGUUCGGACACAAGAAGAGACAGCGAAGACACCUCACUUGAACAAGGAUAAGGAAGAAACUCCGCCGACGGUAGACGUCCGGGUGUCAGACUUCGAGUCUGAAGCGCCUCUUUCGAACGGUCCUGUGUCCCCCACGAAGCCACGCCCAGAUCAAGCAGAAGAGGGCCCCAGUCCCGCGAAGAAGCGGAAGCUGUCACCGCCUUUUGAAGAUAGCAGACCUGUUGAAAAGUCGCCAAAGGUCGAAUCCCAACAGCCCAGCAUGGAGAUGCCGACAUUAUUGUCGCCGACACUACCCUCCCCUGAAGAUGAGAACCGGCUGCCCCAGUUAUUGUCGCCAGUCCUCCCUCCUUCGCUUGCGAAAGCGAUGUCGAGCUCUCCAAAUCCUACAUCCCUCGGCAGUCCUGUAAUCGGUCUACAUCAGCGCACAGAGUCUGUCCGCUCAAUCCUUGCAGGUGCCGACCUUGAUAAUGACCCUUCUAAUGACAGGACUAAACUGGCACCUGGUGGCAGUCGUGUCCGCUCAGAUAGUGUGCAUUCUGCUAGAAGUUCUGCGCCGGGUACUCCUAAUGCAGUCAGAACGGUAUUGGGUUCGAAAGUGCUCUCCAAGAACGGCAUCAAAGUUAGCACACCAUUGCAGAAUGGAGCACGAGCAAGCCCCGGACCGAGACAGCGACAUACUAUCAUCUUGAAGUAUGGCAAGAAAAAUCGAAAGCGGGUUGAAGCGUUGCUCAAGUUUGCACCACGCCCUAAGAAGGAAGUGGUCAAACAAGAAGCGAGCAACACGCCAGAGAUCAAACCAAAGAAAGAACCGAUCAAACAAGAGGACAGAGAUGGACAACGUACUCCCGAUGUCAAAGUGAAAUUAUCUGCUCUGGACGAUGUCAAGCUCGAAAAGAAGCGCAAGGCCGAGGACAGUCCUGGACUGGCGGUCAAGAAGAUGAAAUCUUCGAAUUUGACUGCGGAAGACGUCAAGCGACCUUCCACGCCUGCUCCUCCAGCUAGCAGAACACCGCUCGUGUCACAAUCCAGAUCGACCUUUAGUACCCCUAAGAAGGAGCUGAAAUCAACGGCGAUGAGAAGAGUCGAAUCCUCGGAUGGCAUCGAUGUGCCCACUCCCACUGGAGAUAAGGGUCGUGUGUCAACUCCUGUGUCAGCCCCCAAACCAUCACCACAGCCUACAUCCUUAAGCAGCCGAGAGGAAGAGCGACAGCAGUGGUCGACUAUGAACACCAAAUUCUUCACGUUAGGUCGCAGCCUGAAGCACGAGGGCACUUCUAUGCUUCCAUCCUCUGAUGACGAUUCCAAACCUGCGCAGUCUGCCAAAGGAGUGAUUUUAAUCAUAGAGGCGUUGCUCUGCUUCAUGAUCAACAUCGCCGCGCAGGGUCACGCCAGACCGGGCGUCGAUCCUGGUUGGCGCUCAAUCAUACUGUACCACAUUUUUGUGUGGCGGGCUUCGAGGAAAUAUCCCCAUCUGCACGGUCUGGUCGUCCAGCUUGGGGCGGUCUGUCGACAGUACGUCCAGAAGUACGAUUUGGAUAGAUUGGCACGGGAUCCUCUGCCUGAGGACUACUGCAAUUCAGCUCCAACGCCCAGUAGCGACGGGAAUACCAAGCCCAGCGAGGAUGUUGAGAAAUACAAGAAGCGCUACACCCAAUUCAGAGACGACAUGAUACAUAAUAUCCACGAACUGCAGACUGCCUGGCUGGAUGGAUUCCGGCAACUGUCUCCAGAGUUGUUGCGGCGGGAGUAUCCGAAGACCUGGGGGAAGCGGGCUAAGGAUGCGAAUGCGAGGAUGCAGGAAAAACCAUCACCAUCAAAAAUAGUCAAGGAUUUCUACUUGCCGAUGGAUGUAAAUACGACUCCAUUCGAAGCUGCGAGAUUUGGACUUGCCUUUCUCGAAGAAUGGGCGGAGAAGGAGAAGAUUGACUGGAAGACGAAGGUCGAUUUCUGAAGCAACUACCAGUGUAGUUGACCGUGCUGCUUGUAAUGUUGUGGGAAGCAUUACAUAUUUAUGGGAAGACACGAACGCCUUAUGAUAUUAGCGACUUGAGAGCUUGAGAUACCACUAUGGAGCAAAAGAUGAGCUUUGCUCCCUGUUACUGCGUGCUGGGAUAGAACAAUC
This is a messenger RNA of Exophiala xenobiotica, 2986 nucleotides long. RefSeq lists its product as uncharacterized. Bases 353 to 2815 code for a protein of 820 amino acids. The record is from RefSeq and is a predicted model, not a curated record. NCBI's taxonomy places the organism in Eukaryota, Fungi, Ascomycota, Eurotiomycetes, Chaetothyriales, Herpotrichiellaceae. The transcript has a single exon.